UUCAUUUCACUACUGUGUCUCCAUCUCAGGGAUCAAUCGUAUGAGCCACAACAGAUUUUAUUACAUAUAUUUUUAUAAGAAUACCUGAAACCCUUUCACUUAAAAUUUAAAGCCAUUGAAAAGUUUCAAAGUUAGUAUUAACUUGAAAAAGUUGUGGUUGCGUAGAGUUUGGCGGGCGAAGGCUAAGCGGCGCGGUCCGCCCCGAGGCGGGCGGUGGGCGGGGCGGCGCGCUAUAUAAGCUUCUGCAUGCUUCAAACUUUGUUAUUGCAUGUGCGCAAUCACAUCGGAAACGUGACACCGAGUAGCCACAAGUGACGGUCCGCUCCCGACGACCACAUCAGAUUUUAUCAACUCUCAGCGAAAAUAUAUAGCCAUGUCUCCGAGUUGCGUGUUCGCGCUUGCGGUCUGCGGUCUGGCAGCGAUCUGCACUUUGCCCGUAGCUAACGCACAGGCGCUCGUCUCGCCAUAUGAAUCAUCAGCGGUGUCGGACAGUCAGAACGGCUGGGGCGCGCUCGGCGGGCUGUACGCGCUGCUGGCGCAGCACGACGCGCUCGGCGGGCACGCGCUCGCGCGCAAGUCCGUGCGCUCUCCCUCCCGCCGGCUGCGCUUCGGCCGCCGCUCCGACCCCGACAUGCCACCUCAGGCUCCCCUGGAUGAGAUGAACGAGCUGCUCUCCCUGCGCGAGGUCCGCAGCCCCGUGCGCCUGCGCUUCGGCCGCCGCUCCGAGGAACGCGCCGUGCCCCACAUCUUCCCCCAGGAGGAGCAGGACCGCGCCGUGCGAGCCCCGUCCAUGCGUCUCCGCUUCGGCCGCCGAUCAGACAACAACAUGUUCUUACUGCCCUUCGAGUCCGCCGUGCCCCAGGAAGUGAAAGCCAGCGGCUCCGUAGAAGACGACAGACAACAAGAAUAAAUCAACACCAUAUCUGCGUAAACCCACAUAGACAUAUUCCCGCUCCGUCAAUACUAUUACAAUCUUGAUUAAGCCAAAUUUAACCAUAACUACAUAGAUAUAUGAUUCAUAUUUAAAUAAAUAAAAACUGAUCUUUUGAUGUUGUUCAAAUUAAUUGUAAGCUAUGUGUACAUAAUUAAUCAGUUAGUACAUUGAAUGUUGUUAACCAAAAUGUUAUUAGAGGAUCUAAUAUAAACGUCAUAUCCUUUAUUCUUUCCCAGUAUUAUAAUAUAUAAUAUGUAACAUCUUUAGAUUAUCGAAGGGCUUUUUUCCGAUGACAACAUACGAUGUGAACGAUAUUUAUCGAUACUCUAGUCAGUACUUGCUGUUAUAAGACUGUAUUUUAUGUUUAACUCUAUUUCCAAUUAUAUUUUAUUGAAUGUAUUAACUUUUGCGAAGAGUUAUACAUUUUUAGAGCUGGGCAAAUGUAAAACUUCUUCGCUUCUUGUAAGUAAUUAUUUUGGUCGAUGCGUUGCGGUGUAAUGUCGUAGUUCAUUAAAUCAUUACACAAAAACAUUAUUUAUAUUAUUAAGUGUAGUGAAACUAUGUUUAGUUUUGUAUGGAUAUUAUAGAGCAAUUAAUGAGUUGAAAAAUAAAACAUUUCCAACGGAAA
Molecule: messenger RNA, 1562 nt
Organism: Trichoplusia ni (cabbage looper)
Lineage: Eukaryota; Metazoa; Arthropoda; Insecta; Lepidoptera; Noctuidae
Gene: sNPF
Product: short neuropeptide F
Exons: 7
Coding region: 374-910 (178 amino acids)
Source: RefSeq, a predicted model, not a curated record